UGUGUGUUUAGUUUCAGAGAUGGCUGACAGAAAGAGCAGCAGCGGCUCUCGCCUGACCGUCAGGAGGAAAGAGAAAGCAGAAAAUGAGGCAAAGAAAGAGGAUAAACCUCCGAAAGAAGGAGAGAAACCUGAGGUAAAUGGGAAGAACGCGCCCGUGGAGAACGGAGAGGCUGCUGCCGCCGUCACCGGUGCAGAGAAUGGAGCCGCAGCGAACGGAGAUAAACCUGAGCCAAUGGAGCUGCCGCCGUUUGAGAUCAUCACAGGGGAUCGCAUGGACCCAUUUUUCUUCAAGUUCCAGUUUAAGAAUGUCGAGUACUCGUCCGGCCGGAAUAAAACCUUCUUGUGUUAUCUGGUGGACCAGGGCUCGGACGGCCUCCUCCGGGGCUACAUCGAAGACGAGCACGCGGGCGGCCACGCCGAGGAGGCGUUCUUCCAGCAGGUCCUGCCCAACUAUGACCCCGCCUGCAAAUACACCAUCACAUGGUACAUGUCGUCCAGCCCAUGUGCCGUCUGCGCCGGAAAGUUGGCGGAGGUCCUGAAGUCCAGGAAAAGCGUCCGUCUGGCGAUCUUCUCCGCGCGACUCUUCGAGUGGGAGGAGCCUGAGAUUCAGGCGGGGCUAAAGGCGCUGGCGGCUGCUGGCUGCAAACUGCGCAUGAUGAAGCCGCUGGAUUUCACCUACACCUGGGACACGUUCGUAGAGAACGACGAGGAGCAGUUCACGCCGUGGGAGGACUGCCAGGAGAACUACGAGUACUAUCAAGAUAAACUGGCCGACAUCCUGCAGUGAUGGUAAUGAAAUGAUAGUGGACGUACACUUGUACAAAAGUGAAGAGAGAGUGUUUGUGUGCAUGAGAGAGAAACCCAAACCUUUCACUUUCUGCAUCAAGAGACGUUUAGUUACUUGUGAUUUCUACCGUGAGGGUUUGAAAUCCGAGAAUCCUGUAAAACUGAUGGAUUACUUUAGUACUUUUAUGUUUUCUGCAGCGAGAGGAUUUAUACUUUUUAAUAAUUCGUUUCAAGUUUGAAUGAAUCACUGCGUUUUGUUCAUCUGCUUACUUUUCUUUGAUGUGAAGCAUUUCAUAUUUCAUACUGUUUUAUAUUCUGACCCAGUUAACAAAAAUACUUUUUGCCAGCGUUUCCAUUAAGUUAUGAAAACGUUAUUUCUGAAUGUUCUCUGAACGUUCAAAACAUCCAGUUUUUAGUUAUUGUUUCUUGGUUACGCGAACGUUAAGGAAACAUUCCAUUUAUCAUUCUUCAAACAUUAUGGGGACGUUACUUUUCGAUGUUCUCUGAACGUUUAAAAAAGACAAACAUCCAACUAAAACGUGUCAGAAAUAAAACGUUUGUUCAUAACUUUGAGAUAACGUUGCCUGUUAGCUGGGUGGAACUUCAAUUUUACUUCAUCAUUUUAUAUUCAUGCACAAAUUCAUACUGGGCACUGUGAAAUUCAUAAUGUUUUGUAUUAAUACUUUGCAAACUAAACUCAAAUUAGAUUUGCAGCUGUAGGCCUAUAUGACAUAGUUGUGCAAGCAAUAAAUAUAGGCUACUAAAUGGAAACGACCUUCACUAUUGUUAGAAAAACGAAUAAAAAUGCAUUGUUUUGG
This is a messenger RNA of Megalobrama amblycephala (Wuchang bream), 1604 nucleotides long. It is a transcript of the gene apobec2a, whose product is annotated as apolipoprotein B mRNA editing enzyme, catalytic polypeptide-like 2a. Gene Ontology annotation, biological process: cytidine to uridine editing. Lineage: Eukaryota; Metazoa; Chordata; Actinopteri; Cypriniformes; Xenocyprididae. The coding region runs from base 20 to 787 and encodes 255 amino acids. The transcript is spliced from 3 exons. Gene Ontology annotation, molecular function: cytidine deaminase activity; RNA binding. Gene Ontology annotation, cellular component: nucleus; cytoplasm. The record is from RefSeq and is a predicted model, not a curated record.